Messenger RNA from Phytomonas sp. Hart1, 1053 nucleotides. The record is from the annotation of a GenBank genome assembly. NCBI's taxonomy places the organism in Eukaryota, Euglenozoa, Kinetoplastea, Trypanosomatida, Trypanosomatidae.
AUGUUAAGUAUCGAAUUUACCCAACACGACUGGGGCGUGCCGCGGAUCGAGCCAUUCAAACCUCUAUCCCUUCCCCCUUAUUCGGCCUGUUUGCACUAUGGUCUCGAAUGUUUUGAAGGGAUGAAAGCCUAUUCCGACAUGGUGGACAUCCAGAAGGUGAGCCAAGGGGAGACCCUGGGUCCCCACCGACGGCUUCGUCUGUUCCGUCCCCAGAAAAACCUGUCACGUUUACAGGAAAGCAUGAGGCGGCUGUGUUUCCCUUCUUUUGAUACCGAUGAGCUUCUGAAGUUGUUGGAGACUUUCGUGCGGAUCGAGAAGGACUACGUUCCUAUGACAAAAGACUACUCCCUGUACAUCCGCCCGACCGUGAUUGGGAUCGGCAAUUGCAUCGGCGCGACGGCCGCGGAGAGCGGGAUGCUGUUCAUCAUCGCGUCGCCGGUGGGGUCGUACUUUUCGAAGCCCACCGACGGCUCCGAGGAGGUUUCGCUUCCCCCGGUACGGCUGCUGGUGGAUGAGACCAACCGCCGAGCUUGGCCAGGCGGCAUUGGCGGUUAUAAGCUUGGUGCAAACUAUGCCGGGCCGAUGCUUAUUCAGCGUGAGGCCGUCAAGAAGGGCUUCAAACAGGUGCUUUGGUUGGGACCUAACAACGAGGUCACGGAGGUCGGGGCGAUGAACUUUAUGAUGCUCUGGCGCUCACCGGAGGGGAAGGUGGAGCUAAUAACGGCCCCGCUCGACGGCAUGAUUCUACCAGGCAUCACGCGCGACUCCGUCCUGACCCUCAUGCGGCAGUGGGGAGAGGUCGACGUCGCCGAGCGCUACUUCACCAUCGACGAGAUGAUCACGGCGAUCGAGGAGGGGCGCGUGUUAGAGUGCUUCGGUAGCGGCACGGCUGCAGUUCUGGCGCCGGUGAAUAUGCUGCGAUAUCGCGAUAAGGAUUAUUUAAUUCCAUGUCCUACUGGUAAGGAUAGCUUGUGCCUACGCCUUUACAAGUCAAUUAUCGAUAUUCAGUAUGGUAAAUUGCCUAGCGAGUGGUCUUACAUCAUAGAUACAUAA